Molecule: messenger RNA, 154 nt
Organism: Racocetra persica
Lineage: Eukaryota; Fungi; Glomeromycota; Glomeromycetes; Diversisporales; Gigasporaceae
Source: the annotation of a GenBank genome assembly
AUUAUGGAAAACAAGCUGUGCUUCCCUACCAACCAAAUACCCCUCCCCUUAACUCAGACCACAGACGGGAGCAUCUGUGGAAUAAAAAAAAAUCGAUUUCUAUCAGAGAUUCACCCGGUCAGACCGGAACCCCCGAAAAGAAUAUAAUGACCGA